Molecule: messenger RNA, 444 nt
Organism: Fibroporia radiculosa
Lineage: Eukaryota; Fungi; Basidiomycota; Agaricomycetes; Polyporales; Fibroporiaceae
Exons: 5
Coding region: 1-444 (147 amino acids)
Source: RefSeq, a predicted model, not a curated record
AUGGUCAAGACAUAUACAAAUACUCGUCAUGCAGUUGCCUCAAUACAACACCGAGGUGCACGAUUGUUCAUCCUCAUCCAGAAGGAUGGUGCCCUACAAUUCAUAGCGGUUAUAUUCAGUAACAUCACCAACAUGAUCAGCUUGACAAUCCAGACAGAGGUAGGUUCGAUGACGUUUAUAGUAGAUGCGUUGACAACCGUCCUGGUCUCAAGAUUUAUCCUCAGCAUUCGUGCGGUUAACACCCAAGGCGAGGACGAGACGACGUUCGGGGGUCAAACAACUCUCCAAUUUGCCAAUGCCAGCACAGAGCGCGGCGUGUCCGAUAACGCUGAAGGUGACAGCCACCAAUCCGGGAUCCCCACGGAUCGCAUUGACAUCGAACCACGUCCGUAUCAAUGUGAACACGAGGCCUCCAUAUUCAGAGGCGAGCAUCUCUGGCAUUAA